UUUUUUUAAAUUUUGACAUUAAAUUUGACAGAUAAUUAAUAAUUUAAGAAAAAGGUUGCUUUUUCUUUUAAUUAAAUAAAACAGCACUAAAUUAAAAAUGAGUGUGCCAUUACCACCAGGAACGGGUUUAGAAAAUAUAGAUGGUGAACAAAUUAAGACUUUUAAAGACUUCUUAAUAUCUUAUAAUAAAUUAACAGAAAUGUGUUUUAUUGAUUGUGUUACUGAUUUUACUAGUAGGAACAUAAAGCACGCCGAGGAUAAAUGUGCAUUAAAUUGCUUAGAAAAGUUUCUUAAAGUAAACCAGAGGAUAUCACAACGGUUUCAAGAAUUCCAAGUUCUAGCUAAUGAAAAUGCAUUAGCUGCAGUGAAACAAACAGGCAGCUGAGUUGUGAAAAUUGAGAUAUUUUAGAAUGUUCCUAAAUAUUAGUCUUUUGUUAAAUUAGUUUUAAUGAUAUGGUAUGUAAAAUAAAUCACUAAGUGCGAGUGUCAUUAGAUUUCCAUGAGAUUUACUAAAACUA
This is a messenger RNA of Sitophilus oryzae (rice weevil), 518 nucleotides long. It is a transcript of the gene Tim9a, whose product is annotated as mitochondrial import inner membrane translocase subunit Tim9. The record is from RefSeq and is a predicted model, not a curated record. The coding region runs from base 98 to 385 and encodes 95 amino acids. The transcript has 3 exons. NCBI's taxonomy places the organism in Eukaryota, Metazoa, Arthropoda, Insecta, Coleoptera, Curculionidae.